This is a messenger RNA of Topomyia yanbarensis, 1012 nucleotides long. RefSeq lists its product as uncharacterized. The record is from RefSeq and is a predicted model, not a curated record. The transcript has a single exon. NCBI's taxonomy places the organism in Eukaryota, Metazoa, Arthropoda, Insecta, Diptera, Culicidae. Bases 174 to 908 code for a protein of 244 amino acids.
CAUCACACGCGGUUCUUUUCGCUCUGUUGAUUGGGGAUCCCCCGCCAUCCCUAGCAUUCGAUUUUUUAAUCUCGUUUGAGCUACCAAGUUCUCUUCAUUUGCAUGACCGACUCAGUUUCUCUCCACAAAUCAAAGAAGAUAGUGCGUGAUACAGAAGUUCUUCACCCUAAGCAAUGAUGAAGUUAGUUUGUGUAGUGGCAUUGAUUUACUGUGCAUUUCCAAUUUCGUCGGAAGCAGCUCGAUGCGGCUACGAACAAAAUCUCCUAGAUGAUAUCAAUGAUUUAUUGAACGAACAAAUUGCAUACCAUCGUCUCUCUGUAAGUCGGCUUGGAUAUUUCGACAAGGCGGACUAUGUCAUCAAACACCUAAACAGUAGGAUCUACCAACAAGGUCGAGGAUCCGAUUGUAAAAACUUGGACGAGGUCAUCGUCGAAAGCAGUAAAAAACAUUCAGUUGAAAUAGAAGGCUUGGAUAGCAGCUUAGCGCGGUUGAAGAGGCUUCUCGAUCACCUGGACGCAAGGAACAACCACCAUAAGCUGGAGAUUGAAAAAUACAGUGAUCUACAGGACAUUUGUGAAGAAGACAAAAAUCAAAUACAAUUAAAACUCAACAAUUUGAAUCAAACAGCUAUCGAUCUAGAGAAAAAGAUAGUUAACCAAACUGCUGUGAUCAACGCACUGAAGGAAGAGAACAAAAAAUUACAGUCGAAAGUGAAUAAAAACUCGCCAGCCAUUCAUGGCGAAACAGGAGUGAUCACCGGUACAACUACAACUUCUACUAUAAUAAAUGCUGAUGAAACUAUUGCUGACUUAAUUAUUACAACUACAAUGGCAAGCUCAUCGGUUGUAGUAGAUCCCUCUGAGAACGUAACACCUUUCAUCGAUGUACGAGUUCAAGUCGAGAGUUAGUAAAAUUAGUAACACUAGUUGUGAGAGUCUCAAUGAAUCUAACAAAAUUGCAAUAUAAAACACUCUUCAUCAUUUCGGAAAACAAAAAAAUGUGAACAAGUAAA